Molecule: messenger RNA, 1065 nt
Organism: Stegastes partitus (bicolor damselfish)
Lineage: Eukaryota; Metazoa; Chordata; Actinopteri; Pomacentridae
Gene: bdh2
Product: 3-hydroxybutyrate dehydrogenase, type 2
Exons: 10
Coding region: 80-817 (245 amino acids)
Biological process (GO): siderophore biosynthetic process
Cellular component (GO): cytoplasm
Molecular function (GO): 3-hydroxybutyrate dehydrogenase activity
Source: RefSeq, a predicted model, not a curated record
GUCACAUGUCUAGCCUCGCUGAGCUUUGACGUUCACUGUGUCUCGGAGCUGAACACAGGGCAGCAGUGAAAGGUGCACUAUGGGCCGCCUGGAUGGGAAAGUGAUUGUGUUAUCUGCCGCUGCGCAGGGGAUCGGACGUGCUGCAGCAAUCGCCUUCGCGAAGGAGGGCGCUCAGGUCACUGCAACGGACAUAAACGGAGAGAAGCUGAAGGAGCUGGACGGCAUUCAAGGGAUCAAGACCAAAGUGGUGGAUGUGACAAAGAGGGACCAAGUGGAAGCUCUGGCCAAGGAGCAUGACCACGUAGAUGUGCUCUUCAAUGUUGCGGGGUUUGUGCACCAUGGCUCCAUCUUGGACUGUGAAGAGGCUGACUGGGACUUCACAAUGGAUGUGAACAUACGGAGCAUGUACCUCAUGUCCAAAGCUUUCCUGCCCAAGAUGCUGGCAAAGAAGUCAGGAAACAUUAUUAACAUGUCAUCUGUUGCAUCAAGCAUAAAAGGUGUUGUGAACCGAUGCGUCUACAGCACCUCCAAGGCUGCAGUGAUUGGACUCACAAAGUCUAUAGCGGCCGAUUUCAUUGAGCAAGGCAUUCGCUGCAAUUGUGUUUGUCCCGGAACUGUUGAUACUCCAUCACUGAGGGGUCGGAUCCAGGCCCAACCUGAUCCAGAACAGGCUUACAAGGAUUUCAUGGCAAGACAGAAAACUGGCAGAAUGUGCACAGCUGAGGAGGUAGCAUACCUGUGUGUGUACCUGGCCUCAGACGAGUCAGCUUAUGUGACCGGGACAGAGCAAAUCAUUGACGGAGGUUGGAGACUGUGAGGAGACAUGGGGUGACAGCAGGUUUUUGUUGUUGCAAAAUCCCAAAUCAUAGUGGGUGCGAUUUAAUUAUUUCUCCUUUUUGAUUUUGUAAAAAAAAUAAAUAAUAAAAUUGUCCAACUUUUGUAAUCCUAAAAUAUCCACAUCCUGACAACUGUUGACAGAUCUUGUAAUGAAUUGAUUAUACAGCAGCAGCAGUUUGCUUUGAGUAACCCUCCUUUUAAAUAAAGAUAUGCAUUUUGAAUCCUUUA